AUGACCGAGCGCCGACGAAGCACCCGCGCUGCUGCUUUAAAAGCUACCGAAGCCCUGAGUACUCCCAAAAGAACCCCUCGUCGACAAACGAAGCUCAAGGAUUCUAUCAAAGAAGAAGGUCAGGUCACUGAAACACUCAAAGAGAUCCCAAUACGACGAACGGUCAAGCAAACUAUUGCUCCGCCGGUUUUCGAAGAACAUGUGGAGAAGCAAACUCCAGCUGACCUCAAAACACCGAUUUCUUUGCAGGAGAGAUCCGCUCGUAAAUCACCUGUUCUACUGGAAACACAGCAAGUAAAGACCCCAACCGCGAUCAAAACUCCAAUCACGGUGGAGAAGGCUGUUCUCAAGACGCCAACUCGAGCCUCCCCAAUUGCUAUUGAAAAACUCAAACCGAAAACUCCUGUUGCGAUGGAAAUUGAGGACGAGAAAGAAAACCUUCCUAUCCCGCAGCCAACGAAGACAGAAGUUAUGUAUCGAGAGCCACCCGUUAUCGCCGAAGAUUCAUCUUCUGAGAGUUCGGACUCCGACUCUGAGCCUAUCUUUUCGACUUCUGACUCGGAUGACAUUCCGACUGUCUUUGUCAAAAGCGAAAAAGAAGCGAAGCAUCUCAGGCUUUUGCUGACUCAACCCGCUGGUCUUAUGCGACAGCCGGCGAAGCCAUCAAUCAGCAAGGUCAAUGCGACCGAGAACGACCCUGAAUAUAUAAAUCCAGGCACUACUUCGGGAAUGGUGAGAGAAGUUCGUCUUCCCGAUACAGAGGAGUACUCCAACAUCAUGACUCUCAGCGACUGUAUGGGCAACAUCAACAUCAACGCUGAAGAGCAAGCUGAAAUUGAGCGACAGGAAGCGAAAGAACGAUUCGAAAAGAAGAAAAAGAACGACGCUCGAUUUCGCACCUCUUUUCCUACAAUAAGUGAUCACCGCCCCUUAUUUUAUAUUCUGACCAGUUUCCUUUCAUUUAAAAUUGGAGAAUAA
Messenger RNA from Oikopleura dioica, 978 nucleotides. Lineage: Eukaryota; Metazoa; Chordata; Appendicularia; Copelata; Oikopleuridae. The record is from the annotation of a GenBank genome assembly.